AUGUCUCUGGAAUCAAUCGAUCGCGCAGUUCGAGGACAGAAUAAAUGCGAAACUAUGGAAAACGCUAUGGAAAAUUAUGAGCGAUCAUCAAAACACCUUGUCAAUGAGAGUAUUAUGAAUAGUAGCAUUGUCGAUAACGAGCGUUGGCUGUCGGCCCUUUGGAGUCGCCGCAACGAUUUGGGGCAACACUUUCUUCAUGUACUCGAUGUACAAAUCGGAAGACAUGUAUUGGUGAUAGUCCACCAAGAUCUCAGACGGAUGACGAUUCGGAAUAACAAUAUCAACGGAUCCUGGGAGUACUCAGUCAAACUUUAUUCAAUAAAAAUUAAAAUAAUAUUUCGCGUAAUGGCAACGCUCCACAACAAAUUUGGGGCGAUUAUACAGGAUGGAAUCGUUGAGGGACAGAGAUUUGCACUCAGUUCGGAUUUGUGGAGGUACGCCUCCACCUCCACCCACUGUGAUCUUCUCAUCACUAUGAAAUUCUCGGAUGAUGACGUGGAAAACAAGACAUCCGUGAUGUGGUUGGUACAACAGAUGAGAGAACAUGAACCGAAUUUACGGAUAGAAGUCAGAUACCACAGAUUGAAUAGUUGUUAUGCGAUUUAUUUGACGGCGGAUUAUAAGAGUCUCCUGAAAGGCGCCGAAUUGUGUCACAUCAAGAAAGCAAUAAAAUCGAAAUUUGGCGGUGGAAUGCGAGAUUUCUCAUUUGAAGAAGCCCAGUUUUUUGCUGGAGUAGAAGGAAAGAACACCUUUUUAUCUCCGAUGGAACGGACAAUAAUUGUAAAACAAAUGGUUGAUAUGAUGAGAGCUGGAAAAGGAGGAUUAUCUUUGAAACUUCCAAGGAGGACGAUUACAUUCACUGAAGGGAUUGCAAUAGUUCCACGACUGAUAUCAAUGAAUGUAGUGCAGAAUGUAUCUGCAUUACAUAACACGGAGUAUCUGAAACAUCUUCAACAGAAAUGGGUGGCUUCGUUGGGAGAGCAACCGAUUGAUCAGGUCAAAGACUACUUUGGAACUGAAAUUGCCAUGUAUUUCGCGUGGUUGGGUCAUAUGACAACUGCUCUGUGGUUUCCAUCACUUCUCGGGAUUCUUAUGUGGUUUUUGGGUGGAUUCAAGUACAAAAAUAAUCCAGGAGAUAAGCAGGAUUUGUAUCAGCUGAUCUCCGACAUCUGCUUCGUCCUAUUUGCUUUCUUCAACUGUAUCUGGUCGACAAUUUAUCUUGAAUGGUGGAAACGAGUACAAGCUGAAUUAGCAUUCAAAUGGGGAACUUAUGAUGCAACUCAAGAUUCAUAUCUACAAGAUCCAAGACCUGCAUUUGCUGGAGACUACUUGGCUCCUAAUCCAGUAUCCGGGCGGAUGGAACCAUUCUAUCCGGCUUGGAAGCAUACUGUAGUGAGAUAUGUCAUCACCUACCCCAUCACUUGUCUCUGUGUUGUUGGAAUGUUUGUUGCCAUGUUGGCUAUCUUCACUGUUCAAGAUCUUGCUGACUUUUACUUUGCCGAAUCCUUCUUCUUCCACUGGAUCUGUUACCUUCCAAUGAUUGUCUACGCGUUGAUGAUUGUGAUUAGUGACAAGAUUUAUAGACGGCUCGCUUUGGUUCUAAAUGAUUGGGAGAACUACCGUACUGAUGAUGAAUAUGAGGAUUUUCUGAUAACGAAAAUUGUGUUGUUCCAAUUUGUCACUGCGUUCGGGUCACUUUUUUAUAUUGCAUUUGUGUUGAGGGAUAUGAAACGGUUACAGGAGACUCUUGCCACCCUCCUCAUUACCCGCCAAGUCACCCAAAACAUCAUGGAAACUGUGGUCCCAUUCAUGAUCGAAAAGUUGAAAUUGAGCAGUUUAACGUACAAAAUGACACGAAGCAUGAGUGAUGGAACAUUGAGAAGACACGUGGAGAACGUGAGGAACAAAAGACAAAGUUCCGUGGAGCAAGAGGAAGAAAUGAGUCCGAAACGGAGCCCAAUCGGAUCAUUUUUUAGUUUGGGAUCUCCGAUGGAAGGGGAAUUGAGGGAGAGGAAGAAACAUGAUGAAGGAAAACUAGAGACAAAUGAUAUGAAGCAGCUUCGAACACUUUCAUCGAUAUUCCGAGAGGACUUCUCACUGAAAACAGAACGUCUUCCACUUCCAGAAUUCAAACCAUCAAAUGAUUCGAAUCCAGAAUUGACACAAGCUGAACUGGAGAGUGUCAUGUCUGUGUAUGCACGUCCACUUGACGAUUUUCUCGAAAUGUUCAUUCAAUUCGGAUAUGUUUUAUUGUUUUCCCCUGCUUUCCCGUUGGCUGCCGUAUGUGCAUUGAUCAAUAAUUUGAUCGAGAUUCGAGUGGAUGCAUUCAAGCUGUGUAACACUGUACAGAGGCCGUUUGGAAGGAGGGUUAAGGAUAUUGGAGCAUGGCAGAAGGCUAUGGAGCUUCUCGGAAUCCUCGGCGUCAUUGUCAACUGUGCCCUUAUCGGUCAAUCCGGUCUUGUCCAGAGAAUUUGGCCAGACUUAUCAUGGGGAGGCCAGAUAUUGAUUGUUGUGGUUUUGGAGCAUGUCAUUCUUGCAUCAAAGAUGAUUAUUGAUAUUCUGGUACCGGAUGUUCCACAUUGGGUCAGAAUUGAGACGGCGAAGCAGGAACAUUUCAGAAGGGAGGCGUUCAAGAGGGAAUCCCGCCUACUUUCCCAUACCCAAACUCCGUCAUCCGACCAACUUCAAUCUUCGAAUAACCAACAAGAACCGACUACACCAGAUGCUGCAUCGAGGUUCAAUCGAUUGGAUCAGAUCAAUAGAUCAAAGAGGAGAAGUAUCACUCCGAUGGUCAGAUUAUCCAGUUUCACAAGGAAACCAAGGAACGAGGAUAAUUGUAUCGAUUGA
Molecule: messenger RNA, 2847 nt
Organism: Caenorhabditis remanei
Lineage: Eukaryota; Metazoa; Nematoda; Chromadorea; Rhabditida; Rhabditidae
Exons: 13
Coding region: 1-2847 (948 amino acids)
Biological process (GO): chloride transmembrane transport
Cellular component (GO): plasma membrane
Molecular function (GO): chloride channel activity
Source: RefSeq, a predicted model, not a curated record